AAUCCAUUUAUGAAUUAAUAACAAUAAUAAUAAUAGCAUUGAAUUUAUUAUAUGAUAUAAUAGUUAUAUACAUAUAAUCAUUGUAUUCAUUGUUGGCAUUCAUUAGCAUUCAAACGACUCAUUCAAUCAUUUUAUUUAUUUAUUAUUAUUAUUAUUGAAAUCUAUUGAAUCAGUMGUUGAAUUGAUUGGCCAAACAGUUUGGUUGGAGAUCACAAAUACCGCACAACUGGUAAUUGGCAAACGUGUGUCCACCGCCCGAAGUGUGACCACCACUUGAGUACUAAUCACUAUUUAAAAGACCGAAACGUCAAUAGAGUGAUGGCCUGCGCGACACUCAAACGUUCGCUUGAAUGGACCGAUCCGUCGAUGUCUCCGCCGUCAGCACACAAUAGUGGCCACAAGGACUCGGCUCACGGUUACGGCCACUCCUCGAGAGCUGCCAAAAGACGAUGUCUGUCAACUAUAAUGAGUCCACAAAUGCCAGAGAAGAGCUCGCCGUUCAGUGAAAUUCAGCCAAAAUUGUCUUCAGAGGAAAUAGCGGUCAGUAUUCGCGAAGAAAUGCAACGCUUAUACAACCGCAAGAAAUUACAUGUCUCACACAUGUCGUCGUCGACCAACACUUCCAAUGAGAGCUCACAUUCAGGACACCCGCCCUCACCCUCUAGUAGUUUACAAGAUGGUUUCUCUUCGCCACCUCACGAGAUGCAAGCGCUGAGCUCGACAUCAAUGGGACUCUUGUCACCCUCAAGACGUGAUACACCGCUCUUUACCUUUAGACAAGUGGGUCUUAUCUGCGAACGGGUACUCAAGGAAAGGGAGACUCAAAUUAGACAAGAAUACGAUGACGUUCUCAACACCAAAUUAGCCGAGCAAUACGACACGUUUGUUAAGUUCACGUACGACCAGAUCCAGAGGCGAUACGAAUCCAAUUCAAUUCCAAGCUAUCUAUCAUAGGGUGUAAUGCAAUUAGUAUUAAAAAAUUUUUUUAGAUAAAACUCUACACAAAAUUGCCAAACAAUUGAAAAAAGUGUGCUUUUUCUUAAAUGUGUUAUACUUUGAAUCUUUCUAUACAUUAUUAUAUUAAAACUUUAAAUAUUCUGUAUAUUAUUUUCCCAACUUAUUGGAUGCAAAUUUACGCAGAAUUUUGUUUUUUUUUCUAAAACUUAUUACAAUUAGAAAAUUUAUUUAAAUUGAUUUUUAAUGAUAAUUUGUAAUUGAAAUGUUCCCAAUAUUAUUAAUAUUUUAGCUAUUAUUUGAAUAUUAUAAAUGAAUAAUUAAUUUAUUAUGUAAUGAAUAUCCAAAGUAAUGAUUAUAUUUCUCUGAGCAAAACAAUGCUUGAAGUCGACUAUUAUAUAUAUAUAUCUAAAAACAAGCAUUUUAUGUCUAUAUGU
Oppia nitens is the source of this 1391-nucleotide messenger RNA. RefSeq names its product akirin-2-like. Bases 319 to 954 code for a protein of 211 amino acids. Gene Ontology annotation, biological process: positive regulation of innate immune response; positive regulation of transcription by RNA polymerase II. NCBI's taxonomy places the organism in Eukaryota, Metazoa, Arthropoda, Arachnida, Sarcoptiformes, Oppiidae. The record is from RefSeq and is a predicted model, not a curated record. Gene Ontology annotation, molecular function: transcription coregulator activity. The transcript has 5 exons. Gene Ontology annotation, cellular component: chromatin; nucleus.